Messenger RNA from Cimex lectularius (bed bug), 2021 nucleotides. RefSeq lists its product as uncharacterized. The transcript is spliced from 4 exons. Lineage: Eukaryota; Metazoa; Arthropoda; Insecta; Hemiptera; Cimicidae. Bases 429 to 1694 code for a protein of 421 amino acids. The record is from RefSeq and is a predicted model, not a curated record.
AGCAGAUAAGAGAUGUCAUAAGUACGGCCGUACACAAACUAUUAUCAUACCUUGAUUAGGAUGUUUGUACACAAAAUAUGAUACUAGAGAAUAUGUCUUCUUAAAUUUACUUUAUUUUAAAACGAUAAGCGUUGGAGAUAAGUGUAAAAAUAGAUACAGUAUAUACGGUAAAAACCGAAAAUUGAUCCUACAAUCUUGUAUUUUUUUAAGAGAAUAAAGUCGUUUUCGAGAAAUGAUGGGAGAAAGCGGACUGGGAGUGCCACUGAGAAACCGACGUAGGUCAUUUAGCCAGGUGAUUCGACUUGUCAACGGACAGCAAAAGCGCACAGCACUGUUUUCGAGGGAGCUAAAAGUUAGAUUCGACAUGGAAAUCACAAUGAUCAUCUUUGAUAUUUUCUACUGUUGUCAUUCCACUUGCUAACAAAACGAUGAAGAAGAAGCUUACGUUGAUAGUUACGGGAAACGGGACGGUGGAUGUCUACGAAGAGGAAGAUUACCUUUGGCCGGAAGCCCUCGGCUUUAUUUUGAUAAUAGGCACUGUUUUAAAUUUGACACUUAUUGGUGUAACAACGACAAUGAGAUAUAAAGGGCAUUUUCCACACUUGGUCACUGCACUCAGUUUUGUAACAGCUUACGACUCAAUCGUCAACCAGACGCUCUCUCUUCUGUUCAUUCUCGAGUGGUACGAUUCAGCAGUACCAAGGUUCCUCUGUAGAUUUUCAAUGAUUUCUUCAGUGUUCUCGUUACUGGUCCAAUUAUCCUACGUCGCCUGCAUCUCGACAACAUCUCUUAUAAAUAAGAGACAAUGUCCAGUUACUUUGUAUGUAGUCCUGCCUCCUAUCAUCGCUUCUGCCCUCGUCGCUCCCCCUGUCAUCAUGAACAGCAGCGUCGUGCCAGUCCAUCACUACGUCCAAAGGAAUGCCUGUGGAAUGACCGGUGACAAUAUUAUUUAUUCGUCGUUCCUGUUAAUAAUUGGAUUUACGAGUUCGCUGACUGCGUUGGUGUACUUCUUGGUUUUUAUGAAAUGUUACAUCUGCGAUAGCGGCGUUUUGACGUGCAACACCGACGAGGAGACUAGAGACCAGAGAUACAUCGCGGUUUUGAUAAUAGUUUGUUUUUUCACUUUAGUACCUUACACGGUUUCGGUGAACGUCACAAACUUCAUACCGUUGCGAUCACUCAGAAGAGCUGCAAUUGGAUCUUCCGUCGUUAAGAUCAUAACUGGGAAGUACGACACGGCGUUGGUAUUUUUGAAGAACUGCUUCAAUUUCACAUUUCCCCUGGUCACGUUCCUGUUCUUCAAGGAAUACCGGAAACAGUUCAGCAGCCUGUUUUGCAUAUGCAGGAGAAAUUCCGUGUCGGCCGACGGUCUGAACUCGGAAAGCAGCCGUCGCUCGUCCAAACUGAAGGACUCGGAGGAAACGACACCCGUCCUCUUCUGCACGGCGCGCGGCCUCAUUCUGAGAAUUAAAGAGGGAAAAUCGGAUACGAACUAUUAUUAUCAAGUGUGCGAUCGAUACGGCCAGAUGGAAUCCGUCAUGCAAAGUACGUCAACUGAAGAAUCGAUCAGGAUGAAAAAACCAGUCGGACCUAGAAGAAAAUUUGUAAGAUUCUCGCAUUACGUCAAGGAAAUACCUCCUAGUCUGACGGAAUGGGAUUUUAGUGAUAACGAAGGAGGUAGCCAAAUCAGUUGAUUGAAACUGCUAACCAACUCCAACUUACGCUGAACCAACAUUCAUAUUCGGAACGUAUUCUUACUCCCCGAGUGAAGACGACCCAAUAAGUAAUCCGGUCUGAGGAUGAGUUCUCCGACUCGCAGACCAACACCCAUCAUCAACUCCAACCUAAACAUCAUAACACUUCUUGACGAUGUAAUUCCAUCCAUAAAAACAAACGCCAAUUAAGGAUUUUGUCUGUGAUCUAUAAAUUAUUCAUAAGUUUGGUUUACUUGCAUUGUUUGCGGUUUUUCUUUAGUUAUAGAUUGUUUUUUAAUAAAUGCAUUUGAUUGGAAAUUUUUUAGA